UCAAGAUGGCGGACGAUGGCGAAUCCCUCGAAUCGUGGCUGAAUAAAGCCACAAAUCCAUUUAACCGAGAAGAUGACUGGGAAUAUAUAAUGGGAUUCUGUGAUCAAGUGAAUGUAGAAUUAGAAGGACCCCAGAUAGCAACUAAGUUAAUUGCUCAUAAGAUGCAAUCCCCGCAAGAAAUGGAGGCUCUUCAGUCAUUAACCGUUUUGGAAUCCUGUGUUAAAAACUGUGGUAGACGUUUUCACCAAGAAAUUGGUAAAUUUAGAUUUCUGAAUGAAAUGAUCAAGUUGGUUUCUCCUAAGUAUCUGGGUGAAAAAACAUCGGAGAAAGUGAAAACAAAAGUGAUUGAGUUGUUAUAUUGUUGGAGUACAGGGUUACCACAUGAAGCGAAAAUUGGGGAUGCUUAUAAAAUGUUAAAGAAACAAGGAAUAGUUACUACAGAUCCAACUUAUGUAGAUAAGACAUAUGAACCACCGCCACCUCCUAGACCAAAAGAUACAUUAUUUGAGGAUGAGGACAAAGCCAAGGAGGACAUCCAGUUAUUAGAUAGGUUACUGAAGAGCAAAAACCAAGAAGAUUUGCAAGCGGCGAACAGAUUAAUUAAAAAUAUGGUGAAAGAAGAUGCCAAUAGGAUGGAGAAAGUGUCCCGUAGACUUACAGAGUUGGAAAUGUGUAAUAAUAAUGUGAAACUAUUAAAUGAAAUGUUAGCCCACUACACAAAGGAUGUUACAAGUUCUCAAGAAAUCGAUUUAAUGAAGGAGCUGUAUGAAGCAUGUGAAAAAAUGAGACCCAAAUUAUUUACAUUGGCGAGUGAUGCAGAUGAUAAAGAUGAUGGCCUAAAUGAUAUACUACAAGCCAACGACUCACUGGUCAAAGUGAUGGAAUCAUUUAAGCUAAUUGUAGAAGGAGUUGAAACCAAUCUGGCAUCACCUAUUGGAAGAAAUAUAUCAACAUUAAUAGACAUGGACGCCGCUUUAAUGACAGAAACAGGUAUGCCAUUAGCACCAUCCGGAGAAACCACAUCAUCAGAUGCCACUGCUAACGGCCAGCAAUCACAUCUACCCGCAUCAUCCAGUGCUUUGCUUUUAGAAGAUGAACUUUCAGCUUUAGGUUUAAAUGAAAAUACUGGUACAUCAGCAUCACAGCAGCCAGGGUCGUCAAUUAAUGCCGACUUGAAUGACGUAUUUGCAUCAGCUCAGGCACCAGCUCAAGCAAGUAAUAUCCCUUCUGCUGCUCAAGCAACAGCUGCGACAGUUGGACUACUGCAUCAACAGCAGCGGCAAAUGCAGCUACAACAACAGAUGGCAAUGCCAUUUUCAUCUUUUCCUGUGCAACAAAAUUAUGCUGCUUAUGGGGGAAUGCAUCCCACAGCAACAAGUGGUAUUAGUAUGGGAGCCACAGGUAUCGGUGGUCCCACCCAGGGAUAUAUGCAAACCAGACCGAUGAUGAACACAAUGCCAACGCGGCAGCAUGUGCCACCAACGACAACCACGGAAACCAAACCUUCCCCUUUCGAUGACUUGGAUGUUCUCAGUAAAAGUAUGGUAGAAACGCCCAAAACUUUCACACAACAACAACCCAAACAGCUUGCAAUGUCCACCCAACCAGUAAUGAAACCCAUGCAGCCUAGUGUGACAGGAAAUAUGCAGCAACCAUCCCAACAACCAAUGCAAUCAUCUCUGUCACAACCUGCUAUGCAGACAUUGGUAGAACCAGUACCACAAUCACUGAUUCAAGUGGCACCCACUCCACAACCAGUGCAACCCAAGGUAGCCAUGCCACCACCCGUUUCUCAACAAGUAACACAGCCAACUCCAGGAAGUCCUGCUCCAAAUUCGUUGCCGUCAACACCUGUAAAAGAAGUUGUCUCCCUGGCGGAUGUUUUUGUGCCAUUAGAAAGUGUCCAACCAGGUACCCAGACUCCUAUUACAGUUUAUGAUAAAAAUAACAUUCGAACAUUAUUUCAUUUUGCUAAAAAUUCACCCAGACCAGAUGUUUUGGUUGUUGUUAUUUCCACAAUGAGUUCACAUACAUCGCCUGUUAAAAAUGUUGUCUUCCAAGCAGCAGUUCCUCGGGUUAUGAAAGUGAAAUUGCAGCCACCCUCAGCCUCUGAACUCCCAGCAUUUAAUCCUAUCUUGCCAGCAGCAGCCAUUACGCAAGUUAUGUUAUUAGCCAAUCCAAAUAAGGAAAAGAUUCGACUGAAAUUCAAGUUGAUGUAUCAGAUAGACAACGAGAAAGAAACCCAUUUAGGCGAAGUAUCCAACUUUCCUGAGCAAUCGUGAUAAUUAACAUCAAUGAGACAUGCUUCGCAUACUAGUGACAUCGAUUAAGGUGCAAAAAAAAGCAGUCAUGAUUCCACAGUGGAGAUGACUGCAACAGCAUUGAUAUUCUAUUCUGGGUGGCAAUAUUUUCCUGCUAUGAAAGUUUUGCUCGAUAGUUGAAUUCUGCAGGGAUGGACAAAAGUGGAAAAACUAUCUUUAUUUGUGAGUCUCAACUGCUGAAUUUUUUUGAUCAUCCUAAGAAACCAGCAACAUGUAAUAGAUGCUUUAAAACAAAAAUCUUGCGCCAAUGGGGGUUGAUGACAGCAACCAAAUCGAUUAUCUGUAGAACAAUUAUGAGAGGUGUAAGUGGUUUAUCUCAAAAAGGUUUUGAAGAACAAUACCACUUUUAACGUCCCGGUUUGUACAGUUGCAUGUCCUUCAAUUACUCACCUUACAAAUCUUUAUGCUUCAAUAUGAGAAUCAAUAAACAGGUUUCAGUCCAGCAAUUCAGAAUUGUCUCUUUUUCUCUAGAAAAAUGUCUAUUUAAUAUAGUUCUGCAAAUUCAUCCGAAAUGUAUAUAAAUCAUUUUCAAUUAAAUGCUUCUAUUUAUUUGAAACACUGAUAUAUAGAAUACAACACCUGUAGCAUUGUAAAGGAAUUUGGAUUUUUGCACACCUUAUAAGGAUCGAAAUAUACUUAUUUUCUAGGCAUUCUUACUUCAUGUCAUCUUACUUAAUAUAUUUUUCGUGGAUUUGUCUGUUACUCACCCUGGAUUUGCUGUAUGUUGGAUUUCCCCCUACCUACUAUUGAACAAACUAGUAUUUCCACACGCCUACUCCUUUCUAAUGCCAACUACACCAAUAUUGGCCUAACUCAUAGAUGCAAUUAUAUGAGACAAUAUUUCAAUUUGUGGCAAUAAUUAUUUUCAAGGUUUUGAUUCAGGAAGAAACCUUUCUAAAUGUUUCUUGAGUCUAAAAAAAAUUAAAGUACAAUUAUUAUUUUUUUAAAUUAUAAUACAAGCAUAGAAAUGGAAAUCACAGAACCUGUGAAUAAACUGAAUUUUGAAACUGACCAAUGUACAUACAUAGAAAAUUGUAUUUUAUUUUUUUUUUGCUUGUCUGUGUUCAGCAGAACUAUGCUAAUUGCUGAUGUUGUUAGAUGUUUUGAUUGGGUAAAGGUGUUUGCAAUUACUGUAUUUUCUAUAAAUAAAACCCCUUCUCUUCAAUGAAAGAUUGGCAGGCAUUUAGGGACGCUUCAUACCAUAAUUUACGGUAAAAGUAUUAAGUGGAAUUACAGGAGAGGGGUGUAUACAUGUACUUGGACUUUUUUUCAAGGCUGUUAUCUAAUCUAAUAAAUUUGUAGAUAACAUUGUUCUUUCAAUUAUGUUAACUUAGAUUAUGGAAAUCCGUUAUUAUUAAAUGUGAGGUAUUUAAAAUAUUUAAAUGGCACCUCUACAUAUGUACUGUCCAUUUCCUAAUCCAUUAUUUAAACCAGAUUUUAUAGGUGGCAGUAAUGGCUGGAAUAUUGUGUAUAUAGUUUCUUAACUAUUAAAGAGAAUGUAAUGUUGU
Messenger RNA from Saccoglossus kowalevskii, 3829 nucleotides. Its product is annotated as ADP-ribosylation factor-binding protein GGA1-like. Gene Ontology annotation, molecular function: ubiquitin binding; phosphatidylinositol binding; small GTPase binding. The record is from RefSeq and is a predicted model, not a curated record. Gene Ontology annotation, cellular component: trans-Golgi network. Lineage: Eukaryota; Metazoa; Hemichordata; Enteropneusta; Harrimaniidae. Gene Ontology annotation, biological process: protein localization to cell surface; intracellular protein transport; Golgi to plasma membrane transport.